CGAGAGAUGAAUUAUUCAACUUUGAAUAUGUUUAAACAAUAAGGUCAUUUGUACAAUAAACGAAUCUCGAAUCACUAUAUAAUGUGAUGUAUGAAUAGGCGAAUUAUUACAAUUGAAAUUGAAAAUCUUGUAGUAAGAUGAAAUUGACGAUGAUUAUGUUCGCUGUAUUUUGUAUCGUCGGUGCGAUGACGGUGAUCAAAGCAACAAGCAUAGAUAUAGCAGCUCAUCCUAACGAAAUAGAUGCAGAUUAUCAAAAGGAAGGUGGACUGAAAUCUAUAUGCAAUGUAUUCAAAGAAUCGUACAUGAAAGGACGCCGUCACAUAUAUGCAGUUAUUGAUAAAUAUAUACGAAAAGACGAUUUAGGCACAAAGAUGCAUGAAGUUGCCGUAAUCCUUGGAGGACGCAUUGAGAAACGUAUGAAAUACUUUGCGAUGCAUCUAGACAAGAUGUUGAAUUUUGAAUCAUCUUAGAUUUAUCUUAUAAAAUGGUAGUUAAUAUUGUUGUGAAUUUCAGACGCCAAUUUCUGUUUAUCACUAUCUUAAUAAAUUUGAGUAAAUAAUAAUAAAUAUUAAUGAGAA
Schistosoma turkestanicum is the source of this 578-nucleotide messenger RNA. NCBI's taxonomy places the organism in Eukaryota, Metazoa, Platyhelminthes, Trematoda, Strigeidida, Schistosomatidae. The record is from the annotation of a GenBank genome assembly.